Messenger RNA from Chrysemys picta bellii (western painted turtle), 1952 nucleotides. Lineage: Eukaryota; Metazoa; Chordata; Testudines; Emydidae. The record is from RefSeq and is a predicted model, not a curated record.
GGAGUUUGGUCAGUAAUGCUGUUGGAAGCAUGUGGGUCCUUGAUAUCAGCCCAGGUCAUGGACAAACAAACCAUUCAAGUGACUGAGAACAAGCCAAUUGAUCUACCCUGUACUGCGUACGUAUCGCAAAGCGGAACACCCAGGGUCGAGUGGAAGUUUGAAAAGGGCUCUUCAAUAGUGCUGUUCUACUACAAUUCAAAAUUCACAGACCCCUACAAAGACCGUGCUCAGGUCACAGCCACGGGGAUUCGUUUCACUUCGGUGACUCGGAAGGACACGGGGAAGUACAUCUGCGAGGUCCUCUGGCCUGGGAGCGGGGGCAGUUACCAACUAAGAAAGUCAGAAGUUGACCUCAUCGUUCAAGAUGGCUCUCCACCUCCUACCUGCCAAUGCUACAGGUACGACGUCCUUAUGACCUCCAGCCCCAAGAUCAACGAGAAAUUGAGGAACUCCUGCUACGCGAUCGACACCAAGACAGGAGUGCUGAUGAAUGAGCCCGUAACCAGCUUCGACACGGGGGAUUAUUUUUGCGAGGCUCAGGACAACGUUGGGACCACUCAGAAAUCGGAAGCCAUCCACUUGGACGCCAGAAACGUCAUUUCCCACAAGGACAUGAAAGUGCUGGUCGACAGCAGGAAUGCUCGGAUUAUUGACGUGCGGUUGCCGGAGGAGGUGGCGAACGGCCAUAUCACCAACUCGGUCAAUAUUCCAGUGGCAGAAGUCGAGGAAGCCCUGAAGAUGGACCCUGAGGCAUUUAAGAUGAAAUAUCGCAUGGACAAGCCACAGAUGGAUGAUGAGAACUUGAUCUUCUACUGCCAGAGGGGCAGGAGAGCGGCUCAGGCCACAGAGAUCGCCAUAACCCUCGGCUAUGCCAAGGCUCGUAACUACGAAGGCAGCUACAAGGAAUGGUCUGAGAAGGAAGGGAAGUGAAGUGGGAACGACUCCGCGAGGGCUGGUGUCUGUCCCUCCACGCCCAGCAGCUGGCUUUUCCCUGAGGAUUCUUCCUUUGCUUCCUUGCUGCAACGUCGUCCCAUUGCUGCUGAUGCCCAGUGCUGGGAUGGGAACGCUCUGGGCCCUGGGGGGCUCUUGGCUAACGCACCUGUCUGAGAAGCUGCCACUCUACUUUCUGCCUCACCUUCCAGCCCAGUGUCUCACCUGCUCCAAAUGUAGUCACUCCCCCUGCCCCCAAUAGCAGCUGGGAGGUUCAGGCACUUUAUUCGGGGUGGGGAGAUAUCUGCACCCCCCCCCAUUCACUCCAUCUCCCUCACCUCCCCUGGGAAUCUGGGACCCCAUCCAUUUGCUCUUCAGCUCUCAAGGAGGUAGAUUUGAUGGUCAUUUUGCUACCCCACCUCAUUCUCCAGCUGAAUCUGCCGCUUUCAGCUGUAGCCUGCUAUUUCUAUAACAUACUGGGUGCCUCUCAGCCACCUCUGCACAGGGGAUUUUCUCUGCAGCCACUCCUGGAAAAGAGAGCUCUCUAGCAGUUUCUUCUCAGCUCGUAUAAAUCUUUCGCCUUUUACUAAACACUUCCUCCGAUGUAGUACAUGGCUCUGAUAAGGGGUGGGACAUAUGUGAAGGAUGGAAGAAUCCCAUGCACUGCUACAGGCUGGGAACUGACUGGCUAAACAGCAGUUCUGCAGAAAAGGACCUGGGGAUUACAGUGGACGAGAAGCUGGAUAUGAGUCAGCAGUGUGCCCUUGUUGCGAAGAAGGCCGGCUGCAUUAGUAGAAGCAUUGUCAACAACUCGAGGGAAGUGAUUAUUCCCCUCUAUUUGGCACGGGUAAAGCCACACCUGGAAUAUUCGUCCAGUUUUGGUCCAUCCGUCAUCUUCUCUUCUUCCCCCUCCUCCUCCCCCGAAGGGAUGUGGACAAAUUGGAGAGAGUCCAGCGGAGGGCAACGAAAAUGAUUAGGGAGGUGGGGCACAUGACUUACGAGGAGAGGCUGAGGGAACUGGG